Astyanax mexicanus (Mexican tetra) is the source of this 1997-nucleotide messenger RNA. RefSeq names its product olfactory receptor 52K1-like. The transcript has a single exon. The coding region runs from base 219 to 1181 and encodes 320 amino acids. Gene Ontology annotation, cellular component: membrane. Gene Ontology annotation, biological process: G protein-coupled receptor signaling pathway. Lineage: Eukaryota; Metazoa; Chordata; Actinopteri; Characiformes; Acestrorhamphidae. Gene Ontology annotation, molecular function: olfactory receptor activity; G protein-coupled receptor activity. The record is from RefSeq and is a predicted model, not a curated record.
AGAUAAGAAAUGAAUGGUCUUGUAACAAAUCAGAUGUGAACAAUAUAUUUUGUCAUGUGAUACCAACAGAUCAAACUGUUACCAGCAUUCAUAUAACAUUAUGAUUGUGGUUAAAUCCAAAAGUUGGAAUACUGAAAUGAAUCUUGUAUUACUGAAAACAAUACAUUAACAUCUUGUUACUGCAGUUUGUUGUAGUGAACAUAUCUUUUGACUGUACUAUGGUGUUCACCAUGCAAGAUCUUCCUAUAGGUAAUUUUUCAUUCACAACUUUCCAGCUGAAUGGUUUCUAUUCUUUGGGAGAAUGGCGGCGCUUUAUGUUCAUCCCAUAUUUUCUAAUGUUUGUAUUGUGUACCACUGCAAACUCAUUUCUGAUAUAUUUAAUCAUAACUCAGAGAGCUCUGCACUCUCCAAUGUUUGUGUUAAUUGGCCUAAUGGCUUCUGUGGAUCUGCUAAUGCCGAUGAUUUUUGUACCAAGCAUGCUGCUCAACUUCUUAUUUGACUGGAAUCAGAUUUCUCUUGUGGGCUGUUUAACGCAGAUAUUUAGCGUUCAGUUUAUUGGUUCCUAUCAGUCCACUUUAUUGCUGUGGAUGUCUUUGGAUCGUUUUUUUGCCAUAUGCAGACCCCUUUCUUAUCACGAAAAUAUGCAAAUGGGCAACUUUUCAAAAUUCGUUCUUGGGCCAAUAAUAAGAAAUGUGCUUGUGAAUCUCAUUUUAAUCUCUAUGGCUGGAAGAUUACAUUUUUGUAAUAAAAAUGAGAUAAAUCAUUGUUUUUGUGAGCACAUGGGACUGGUCCAGCUGGCAUGUGACGAUACAACUCCUAAUAACCUAGCAGGACUUGUGGGUACUUUUCUAAUCCCAACUGCAGAUUUUAUUUUUAUUGCUGUAUUUUAUGUCAUAAUAUUUACCUCUGUUAUGAAAUCAGGGAAGUCCAGCUGGAAGGCUCUUAAUACUUGCAUCACUCAUAUAAUUGUAAUAACAUUUAGUUUGGUGUUUCUCUUGACGUCUUUUUUGUCAUACAGAACUAAAAAUAAUAUUUCUCCCAAUAACCGUGUUUUUAUAAGCACAAUGUACAUAAUGUUUCCGAGCUGUUUCAACCCCAUUAUUUAUGGCGUGAGAACAAAAGAAAUAAGACUGCAGUUUCUAAAGUUAUUUAAGCGUAUGAAACUGUGUUUGACACAGUAAUUUUGUUUUGUUUUGAUAAAUACAUACAAUUAUGUAAGCAUGCAUAAAUAACUACUACAAGUUUCCCAAUGUUAAGACUCUCUGUGGAUGGCAUGUUAUGUGGAUGGCUCUUGAGCUAUAUUACUUUAGAACUUACUCCUACAGAUAUGUGACAUACAUGGCUGUAUAAAAUGAAUCUAAGUAAAGAGUAAUCAAAAAUAAUAUGUUUUUCAUGAGGUGUCAUGUUGGUAUUUAUGUCAGUGUUAAUGUGUCCAAUUUUUACACUGUAUAGAGGAGUGGUGUUCAAUUUUAUCUGCAAAAGGCCGGUGUGGCUGCAAGUUGUCAUUCCAAACAAGCAGACGCUCAUAUGAUUCUAUACAAUGUUUAAUCUGGUGGGUUCCUGUGCUCCUGAUCUGCUAGAAUGUAACCCUGAAUAGACUGACUAAGAACACUGAAGUUGGAUUUUUGAAUAAUUCCUACAGAAAAGCUUUUGUCUGACCAGAGUCAUUUGGACUACUCCAACCUAGCCAGCGAUGUGUGGACUGCUAUUGUGAGGCCGGCCUUUUUUCCUUCACUUCAGACUACAGCCAAAAACUAUGUGCUGGAACACGGACAGCAGGAUAAAACUGCAGGCAGAGAAGCACACCAAAAAGAAACCCUUGCUGCUUGAGACUGCAAUAUGAGCUUAAAAAAAGCAAAAGCUAUCAGCAGCACCCUCGUAAUCCCUUAACAGGCCAGGAUUUUUGUUAAUUGUCUGACUGACAUUACGCCGCUAAAUCUUGAGGAUUUCUAUUCAAGCAUUACAUAAAAAGCUUUUAUGUUUGAUAAGGAACAUUA